AUGAAUAUGAACAUGAAUCAACAGCAGCAGCAACAACAACAGUACGGCGGGUACGCCUACUACGCACCUCCUCAGUACAACUACAAUGCCCAUGUGGCUUACAAUGGUCAACCUACUAGUACUGGUGCACAACAAGCAAACGUCAAUCAUCAAAAUAAUAAUGGCAAUGUCAUGAGUGGCUUUCAGGGAUUUGCGGGAAUGAUGGGAUUUGGAACCAUGGCAGCUCCUGGAAUGGAACAGCAGCCACAGCAACAACAACAACAUGUACCACAAGGAGCACCAAUUACCAAUCCCAUGAUGGACAUGAUGCAGCAGCAGCAACAUCCACAAGCAGCACCAGGUCCGGCCUAUGAAAUUAUAGAGCCAGGCGAUACGGAUGUUCUCAUGGGAAGAGGAGGCAAGAACAAUCAACAUGUUGGCAACGAACGUCUCCGUGACAUGGCCCGGGCCAUUCGCGACAAAUACAAGGCGUCGUCCAAGAAGGGAAAAUCCAAUCUCAGUCGAGACCUUGUCCAACAAGUACGAGAUUUACCGGGACGUUUUCUCAAACGAAAUCCCGUCACCAACGAAUGGGAAGAUGUCGGUGAUGAAAUUGCGCGUGAAAAGGUAUCACAGGUCUUGCGAGAUGCCGUCUCCGAAUGGACCGGCCCGAAAGCCGCCGCUGCGGCGGCCAAAAAAGAAGACGAAGAAAAACAACGCGCUCAAGCCAUUGCACUCGCCAAACUGGAACGAGAAGAAGAAGAAGCCGAAGAAAAAGCCAAGGCAGCAGCCGCUGCGAAAAACAAACCAAAAGCAGACAAGACGACAAAAACCGCCGCUAAGGAAAAAAAGUCGUCGCUCGCGUCCAUCAAUUUGCCACCUCCACCCUCCGAAAUUCCACCAGCAAACAAGACUCCGGCUCCCAUGGCGCCCCCAGCCGUUCCAAAAAAAGUGGCACCUGUUUCCCAAUUUACAACCGCUCCAGCUCCCAUUGCCCACGUUGUAACCCAACCAAUCGCCGACGAACCCAUUAUCCCACCAGAUCUGGCUCUUACAGACGAUUUCGAUGAUUUUCCCCCUGGUCCUGAAAUGUCAGACGAGUCUUUCCCUGCCAUGCCGGACGAGUCCUUGACGGGCGGUGGUCGAGAUCGAUUUUUGUCGGACAUGUCCUUUAACGAUCCGACUGCCAUUUUGGAGAGCCCAACCAAUAAUACUCUCGAAAACAACAACGACGAUGAUGGUGAUCGCAAACCACGGGCUCGAUUGGAUUCGGAUGAUUCCACCGAAGCAGCGGCACCGUCUCGUCGUCGUCCACGAUUGGGUACCGAUGAUUCCACGGAUGAUCUGGCAGUAGUCGAUCCGACAAACCAGGAUGCGGCUGCUGCUGCGAAUAACGACCAACACAAGCAUCGAGGGUCUCACAAGGUCCCUGUCGCCACGGUUCCAUGGAAUCGGAACAAACGAAAAACCAAUCUGUUGGAUCGGUAUGCCUGUAUGGGAAUCUCCUCGUCCGACAUGUCCAUUACGUCCAUGGGAUCCCAACUCAGCAGUCGUAGUCUCAUGGGAAGUCAACUCAGCAGUCGUCAAUUGAUGAGUUCUGGGACGCGACAAAUGAGUAGUCGACAACUCAGUCAGCGACAACUCAGUCAGAGGCAGCUCAGUUCCAGGCAAUUGAGUUCACGACAAUUGAGUUCUCGUCAACUCAGUUCCAGGCAGUUGAGUUCACGACAAUUGUCCAAUCGACAACUCAGCUCGCGACAACUCAGUGGACGUCAUUUAAUGUCGGUGGAACAGCGGAAAUCCAAAUUCGCCAUGAUGGGAGAAUCCGAUCUAUCGUUGGAUGCGCUUUCCAUUACGGACGACAUGACACCUACCAAUGGCAGGUCGCCGUCGCGCAAAAAUAUUUUUAUGGAGCAGUACAUGGCCAUGGACAUGGGCCUGUCCGAUUUCUCGCUGGGAUCCACCAUGGCGACCGAACCGAUGGAAGGGUUUCAUCGUCCGGGCAUUAUCAUCGAAGGCAUCGACGAAGAGUUGAGUGAAUAUGGUGGAAGCAGUCAUCACAUGAAACUGAGCAAACACGGCGGCAGCAGUCGGUUCCCCGAAGCAUACGACUCCGCGGGCGUGGGAACCUCCAUGUCCAACAUGACCAUCAACACCAUUGGUACCUUUUCGGGACAUUCUCGUAGAGGUCUCUUUGCCGGUACGGGAAACUCUAUGCGCAUGGAAUCGGGACACUCCUUCAUGACCAUGACGGACUUGCAGCUGGAAAUGCUGGACGAUGAGCUCUUUGAUGAAUUCGCGUCCGACGACAUUGGCGGAGCUGAUGAAUUUGGCGGUUCGCUGGAUGAGGAAGAUGAAUUCGGUGGAGAGGAAUUCUCCACUGAAUUUUGCUAA
This is a messenger RNA of Seminavis robusta, 2373 nucleotides long. The record is from the annotation of a GenBank genome assembly. Lineage: Eukaryota; Bacillariophyta; Bacillariophyceae; Naviculales; Naviculaceae.